This is a messenger RNA of Cyphomyrmex costatus, 5618 nucleotides long. RefSeq lists its product as uncharacterized. The transcript is spliced from 6 exons. The record is from RefSeq and is a predicted model, not a curated record. Lineage: Eukaryota; Metazoa; Arthropoda; Insecta; Hymenoptera; Formicidae. Gene Ontology annotation, biological process: cell-cell junction organization. Gene Ontology annotation, cellular component: apical junction complex; plasma membrane. The coding region runs from base 200 to 2458 and encodes 752 amino acids.
CGCUGCCGCCGCCGGCGCCGGUGGUAAGAAGACCCGUAGCCUGCUCGACCUCAACCACACCUCGGCGGCGGCGCCGCGGCCGCGGCCCGAGCACGCCCUCCACGUACCCCAGUCGCCCGUCGGCGCUACGCACAGGAGCCCCCGCGACGACGUCGCAUCCGCCGCAACGUCCGCCAUCCACCAGCGGCCCCACAAGUCCAUGGAGUUCCUCCUCGACAAGGAGAACCUGCAUUUCGUCAAGCCGCCGGAGAAUGAGCUGCAGAAAGUGGGCGAGCGCGUGCCGAGUGAGCACGAGCUUAGGGUGCAGCGAUCGUUGCAACGACUCAAUGUGCCCGACUGGUACAAGAAUUCACCCGCUGCCCGCGAUGGCUUUCGGUUGAAGAGGCACUCCGACGCGUCGCAGCAUGGAGGGUGGCGCGCUCUCGGCUCCAAAACCACCUCCCUGUCGUCUCUCUCGUCGUCUUCCAAUCGACAACCGACCACAGGUGUCCUUCUGAGUCCCAGUCCUACACCCCCCGUAUUCUCGAGAUGGAGUACCAGUUUGCUGAACAGCGCCGGCAGUUCACCCGCGAGUUCGGCCAGGUCGUCCUUCAAUCACCGGCAGCCCUAUUUGGGCUGGCGUUCUCAGGAGCGAUUGACCAACCCGCGGACGCCAGCGGAACGUCUUGCUCAGGGUAUUCUUCCUCAACUGCAGGCUGCAAACAAGCAACAGCAGCAGCAACAGACAACGAAUCAGCAGCUGGAAGUACGGAACUCGAUAAAGGAGGUGACCUCGGCCAUCGUGCAUUACGUGAAGAGCGGCCAGGAGGUCGGCGGAGGCAGUGGCCGACUCUCGCCUCGACCUCGACCUGAAGAUUGGGAUGACAGGGGCGGAGCGAGGUCUACCAGCCCCAGAGGGAGCGUGAGGCUGUGCUGGAUGGAGAGCUCGUUCGUCGGCACACGGCCCGUGGACUCGCCGGAGACGCCUAUGAGCCUGGCGACCGACCAGGAGGGCGGCGAAUGCUGCAACGCGGCCGGCACCGAGUCCUGCAGCUGCCAGGACUCGGCCGCAUCCGGUCUUUACCUGGACCUGACACCCAGCCGAGAUGACGUGCGCCAUCAGCAUCUUCAAGCAUCCUCGGCCGGCCCGUCGCCCACGUCCUUCUCUAACUAUCAUCAUCAUCAGCGUCACCAACAUCGCCAGCAACAACAGCAACAUCAUCACCGCGAGUCAGCUAAGAGCGUGAUGGACGUUCAUCAGGCAACCGUCGAAGAUCAGCGCAACUUCUACUCCGGUGAGCUGGUGAGACGGAAGAGCGAGGGCAGUGACACGCUGCCCUCGCGAGCUGCGGUUGUCGCCGCCGCAGUUGCGUCGUCCUCGUCGUUGAUGCCGCGCGGUGGCGUCCAGCCCCGUCACCGUAGGGUGUCUUUCGACAAUGCCCAAGACUCCACUACUAACGGCAGCUCGGCUGCCAUGGACAAGGUAGUGCGGUGCCGUAACAACAAGUGCGGUAACUCGACCACCCUGGCAGAAGCGAGGAGGACCUAUAAGAGCUGCCACAACUGCACCUGCCUAUACUGUUCGCGCGAAUGUCGAAGAGCUCACUGGCAACGUCAUCGUAGGACCUGCCUUCAUUCGCGAGCCGGCAGUCUCUGCCGCCAGGUAUUGUCCUCGGCGAAAGAAGACCCGGCCACCCUGAAGCACAUCUCCGCCCUUGCUAGACGAGGCUAUGCCGGUCACGGUCGCGGCGCGGUCAAGUGCUUCUUCUCGAGCCCCGAAGCGGCCGAGCGUUUCGUCGGCAACGGCUUCGCCGACCUUGGCGAGCCCACCUACGUGCGUUGGUCGGACUUACUCCCGGGCGAGAUGGGCGCCGAGCUAUACGCCGAAUUGAUGCGCCUCUGUAAGACAUAUAAUCCGGAAACGCGGCUAGUGCUGUACGUGGCGGUGUGCGUGGUUAGCGAAGUGCCGACUAGCGGCGCGGUCAGGUGGGAACGGCAACUAGUAUCCAGGUGUGCGAAGAUCAGACUCGACGGGGCGGCUAAGCAGCAUGCUUCCUCCUCCUCGGCGUCUCCACAGGCCAGAAGGAGACUGUCGCAACAAGCACCUGCGUCUCCCUGCAACAUCACUAGAGAGAUGGACUCGCCUGAGACCUUAGUCUUGACGUCAUUACCCGGUAACAACGGUCAGAACACGCCACGAAAAGCGCGAGAGAUCAGCUUCACUAAUAUUCAACGGCAACUCAGGCUCAGGGGAGUCUCCUUGAGAAGACACUUUCCCCAGGUGUAUCGGAAACUUUGUUCUUACGUGGACGGUUCGGUGGAUAAGUUUGCGCCGGUGACCAUCUAUCCCAGAGAUCAGGCAUCCGGUAAGAGCUUCAUGUGUAUCAUCAUGCUGGAUGCGGAGCCUGAACGUCUUCAACUAUUGCCCACGGACUCGUCCAGGGUAAGGACAGUGGACAUCAGCGUGGAGCAAGAGUGAUAACCAUGUCUGAGUAGAACGAGAUUCAAGAAUCAAGAUAAAUCAAGACACAUCGCUCAGGAUAUUCCUCAGAUUCACGGGGAGACUGUCAGAAACGUCGUCGUGGACGGAUUUCUUCAGGAUGAAGAAGACUGACGUCGGCCGAUGGCAGAGCAAAAGCGAAGAUUACAUUUGGGUGAAGAAAUGAUCAAGAGAAUCACAGAAGAUCGCAAGAGACUUGCUCAGAAAUUUUCUCAAGUUUUAGAAAAAAACGAUCGAAGAUGGCUAUUGACGGAUGCCUUCAGAUUAAAGACUAUUUCAUUAGCUAGUGGAGUAAACUCCGAUAAUGUAAAAGUUUAAAAGGUAUCCUAAUUUCAUCGGAUAUCUUUUGAAUGUUUAUAUUAUCUGUGUGGCAAAAUGUCUAGGUAGAAGAAUAUCUAGAUGAAAAUGUCGACGGAAGUCCAAGAUGCGAAGCUCAAUAUUUGAGCUCACAGACUUGUAUGAUUUCACACACAGGAUAUGCACGUGUACAAGACUUUUUCUAUCUUUCCUUCUAGAGAAAAAAGAAAUCGAAAAACACGCGAAAAACGAAAAGCAUUGCUCUGUUCUCAUAUUCAUCCUCUUUCUCGAUACCUUAUCGCGAUCGUAUGAAGGCAAUCCUCCGUCAUUUCAGACAUCCUCGAUUUGGUCGUUGUUAUAUAAGAGGUUUAUUAUAAUCAUUCGCCAGAAAAUAAGUCUUAUUGAAGAAUUAUUAUCGAUCCUUUCAAUCCAAAAUAUAUACGAUUAAUAACUUCUAAAGAAUAUUUGAGGAAAAUUAAAUAAAUAUUUUCACGCGUUUAUUAGUAUAUCACAACGAUUUGAUAAAUCAAGUAGAAUAAUCUUUAUAUAUGUAUAGUAGAUAGUCAUGUUUCUUUAACGAUUCUUUUGAAGGGAUUGAAAGGAUCAGUAACGAUUUCAAGAUUCUCGGCGGAUGGAACGGAAAGUAAGAUUUAGAGUACGUUGUUGUCUCUUCGUUCAACUUUGCAUUGUUUAAAUAUUUUAUCGUAUAUAUUAUAUGUAAAGAGGCGAGAAACAUUUUUCUCAGCGGAUACAUUCACGGAAGUUUCGCUUAAGAGUCUCACGUUAUCGGAGACGGAAUUACAAUCGUGCAAUAUCGAGCCUCGAGAAAGGGAAUAUAUUUCAAGAGUUAUAUUGUGUAUAUUUUAAUUUGUUCAUGCAAAUGUUAUUACAGUUCUUAUUACAAUUACAACUAACGGAAUGCCUGCCUUACUUAUCGGCAUGUAAACAUAAUUCCCAUCGUUAUUAAUCGGAUUAAUUUAAUAAUACGAAUGUAAUCGCGAGAUUCUUUUGACAUCCUUCUUCCAACGUAUGGAAAAAAAGAAGACGAACGUAUCUCGGAGAUGCGAUAUCAAAGAUUUUACCGCAAGUAUCGUCCACGUCUAUGACAUCGUGCCAAAUGAGAAAAGCGUGAUGAAAGUCGCGAAAAGCAAACUUUCGGAACGUUUCCGUAGAACAUCGUCACUUUUUCGAUAUUAACUUCUAAUCUCGAGAGAACGCGCCACGCGUACAAUUUCGGUUAAAAACGGCGAAAAGUUUUCCCGCGGAUCAACGAAUCGCCAAUUUUAUUAAUAGUAAAAGUAGCUUUAGGUCGAGUUGCAUCACGAGAAACGAAUUACAAAAGGCUGAUUUUCCAGCGGAAAAAGAAGAAGAGUGAUCGAUAAUGGUGCCAAUGAUAAUGAGAGAUUUACAUCAUUACUUCGUAUAGCAAUAUAAAAACGUACCGAAAGAAAAAAGAAAUCCGAAAUUACGCGAGUGUCGCGGCGUCAUCGAGCGGCGAUUAAUCAAGCAAUCCACGAUGCUUCGGUGAUUAUAAUUUUAAUAAAUAAUUAAUGGGGGGAGAAAUCGCUAACGAAGGAACGAAGGGCGGAAGCGCGAUUUCCUACGCUAGUUGGUAGAAGUCGAUACCCGUUUUUAUCGAUGACAAUGCAAUUUUUAUCGACGACAAAAUACGAUGGAAAGUAAAUGGAACCAAAAGAGGAUGCAUCGCAGUGCCAAUAAUAAAAUACCAUCGAUAUUUCUAUAAUCGACGAGGAAUACUCUAUUCGUUGUCAAGAAAUUAUAAAAGACAACUACAUUCCGCAUACACCGAUCAUGAAGAUCCUUAUGAUUAUUGAUUUCGAUUAACCGGAUUCUUUUGUAUGCUUUAGCGAGAACAUCGGAGUUAUUAUCAACGUUCCAUUGAUCGUUAACAUCCGUUACAUUCAAGCUUGCGACCAAUGUUGAUCCCUCAUUUUACGUUUGUAUAUAGCGCUAUUAAAGGGAUAUAUACAUAUAGGAAGAAUAAAUUAGGGGUAAGAGAGCGACUUCGCUAGCGAGAGGAGAUUAAAGAAAUCGAUCAAAAUUCGAAAGUAGGCGGCUUACUGGAGAUCAGUCCGUUACAUUCUCGAUAGUUCCUUUUCCUAUCUCUAUUAUGCGAACGAUUUCUGCGAUUUCAUUAUACAGGCUGUAUAAUAAAGUGUACUGAUUUCGACGCUUUGCGAUACAUCUUGUAUAAAUAUAUUUAUAUAUCCAUUCCGCUCUAGAAAUAUAUAAGGAUCAGCGAGGAUACAUCGGUCGGAAAAAAUACUUGAUUUUGUUUAUUAAAGAUACAGCGUGUUUGUGAGGGAUUUGUAUUAGAAAAAAAUUUUUUUUUGUAAAGAAAGGUUUUUAUAUUAGAAAAUUUAUUGAAAAAAAGAUUAAAAUUUUAUAUUAUUUAUUACGUCAUUUUUUACUAAUUCGUAAAUUCGAAGAAAAAUCAAGAAUGUUUGUUGAGUACUUAAUUAUCAUUAAUUCGUCAAAUAUUGGAGUCUCACCGGAAAUGUCUGCUGCAGAAAUUGAAUAAUUAUGAAUGAUACGUAGAAACUCUUUAGACACUCUGUAUCGUUUCGACCGAUUCGCGAGAAAGCUGUUGCUCGACGUUAUAAACUAAUCAAGACGAGAGAACUAAUCUAUAAAAAAGAAAGAAAAAUAAAUUAAACGAUUCAAUUGAUCAAACGAGCAAUCAGCCCACGCAUAGUCACUCUAAAGUCUAAAGAUAUCGUUUCAGCGUCUAUUUAUCGGUGCUACCAGAAUGUGCUAUCAUUGUUUUCGCAUCUGUGUAUGUCUCGAUUUUUCAAAUAAAAUGUUAAUUUUAUUACAUAAA